This is a messenger RNA of Mytilinidion resinicola, 528 nucleotides long. RefSeq lists its product as uncharacterized. Lineage: Eukaryota; Fungi; Ascomycota; Dothideomycetes; Mytilinidiales; Mytilinidiaceae. Bases 1 to 528 code for a protein of 175 amino acids. The transcript is spliced from 2 exons. The record is from RefSeq and is a predicted model, not a curated record.
AUGGCUCCUGUUCAGUUCCAUCGCUGGCCGUCAACCCGGUUAUCCAGGACGUCCAUCGAUGGGUCCUACGGAACCUGUCUCUUUCUCGGCCAACCGCCGUCCCGCCUUCCUACAAGAGUGCCCUGGGAAGAUAAACCUCUUCUCAUGCAGGAGUUGACAGACAAGGAGCGGAGCAAAAGGCAAGGCGGAAUAGCUGACGGCAUCGUCGGCGCCCAGCAUUCCUUGAAACACAAUUCAGCCGCAAAGAAGCAGAACAGUCUACCAGUACCUGUGUUUCUCCCGCUCGACAUCAACCCGAGGGGACUCAAGGGGAUCAAGAAUCCAUUCGGCUUCAAGCUCGGUCGUGGCCGCGUUUCUCUCCCUGUCAUCGCACCCCCUCAGACGCACCACGAGCACGAAUUCGAUUGCGACGACAUUUUUCAAGCGGAACGCUCUCGCCUUCCUUCGACCUUCAGUGUGUGGAACCCGUCUCGUCGUGACCACCUUGAACGCAAGGAAUACGAUCUUCGCGACGGAGGACAACCUUAG